AUGUUAUUUCAUUCUCAUGUCAUUGUAAUAAUUAUUUUUUCUGUCUUUUUUUAUAGUACAACUGGAGUAGGUUGGCGUUUGCCUAUCUUGGGUCUUUCUUCAUCAUAUCAGAUUAUCGGUCAAAAUUGGAAUGGUGGUAGUGCAGUACCAGUGGUUGGGCCGGUGAGCCCUCUUGGUGUAUGGAUUCAUGUUGCUACUUCAUAUGAUUCUACAAAUGGUAUUCGUCUUUGGUUAAAUGGAACAUUGAUUGGAUCAACGGGUUCUUUUUCAUAUAGUCCAUCAAGUGCACCUAAUACAGUCACACUCGGUAAUUCAUUAUCAGGUCAAUCGUCUUGUGCAACGGGCUCUAUAUCGAAAGGACAAUUCUAUGGUAAGAUGGAUGAAUUAAGAAUAUACUCAAGAGAACUAACUGUUACUGAAGUUGAUGCAUUGGCGAAUCCCUAA
Rotaria sp. Silwood2 is the source of this 444-nucleotide messenger RNA. The record is from the annotation of a GenBank genome assembly. Lineage: Eukaryota; Metazoa; Rotifera; Eurotatoria; Philodinida; Philodinidae.